Molecule: messenger RNA, 1761 nt
Organism: Saccostrea echinata
Lineage: Eukaryota; Metazoa; Mollusca; Bivalvia; Ostreida; Ostreidae
Exons: 5
Coding region: 423-1730 (435 amino acids)
Source: RefSeq, a predicted model, not a curated record
AUAAGAUCAUGUGAAACACUACAUCUUUGUGUAGCAGAUUUAAUACUUGGAAAGAGAGAAUAAUUCACUUGCAGCUUUAGAUGUGAAAAGAAAUAAAUAAUUGGAAUGGAGACGAACAAGACGUUUUGGCUGCGGGUCUUCUUUCUAAAUAUACUCGUGACGUGUUCUCGUUGUGAUCAAUGGCCAUCUCCUACAGCCAUAAGAAGAAAUGAAUCAGACAUUCUUCAAACAGUGCUCAGUCUUUUGCAACAACAUGUUAAAGACCAAGAUGUAAAAAUGAAAAGCUUUGAGGAAGAACUUUCUGCUAUAAAGAAAAUGUUAUCACAAUGUGAUGUAAGGACAUUUUCUUCAAAGACGACAAUACCAAUGGAAAACUACGCUCUACAAUACCAACGACAGGAGGCAACGGAACCUUUCCAAUAAUGACUACUACAACAAUGAAGACAAAAAUCCAAACAACAUCAAGUACCAAGGUUAAAACAUCUACAGGUAGCAGAGGGACCAAGUUCCUGAUAUUAUUCAUGCGCAAUUACAAACCCACAGGAGACUUAACGAUUUAUAUCACAACAGACAAAGAAACAGAGGUCGAGAUAAGAAGUUCUCAGAACCUCAAUGCAAACAUUAAAUCAUCAGUUGACAGGACAAUAAAUAUUGCUUCUAGUUCCAUGGUCACUCUUCCUCAUGAUCUGACUUGUGGAUAUAUGGAGAUUGAACCCAAAGGGCUUAUCUUACAGACAUCAGAACUAUCAACGGUUACUAUAUUUGACAGCCUUUUUCAUGAUACAAACGAUGAGACACUGAUAAUUCCAACGAAUAAGCUUUCCACCAAAUAUAUUGUGUCUUCAACUGAGCCAUGGGAUACACAGUGGGAUUUUAGUCAGUUUGCCUUUGGAGCUCUGUAUGACGAAACCACCGUAAAUGUUUUCUUUAAAAUGAAUGAUAACUCUCGAGUUAAUCUUUUUGGAAGAACGUAUGGAAAUGGUGAUGUUUUCUCAAUAAAUUUACAAAGACUUGAAACAUUUCAAAUUCGUCAUACCACAGAUCUUAGUGGAACAUUUAUCACCUCUACAAAAGGGAUACCAGUAUUUUCUGGGAAUCGAUGUCAGAAAUUAGAUUCGCGGGCUGGGUGCGAUCAUAUGUUAACACAGUUGCCACCGACCAAUGAAUUAGAUUAUCAGUAUAUAGUUCCUCCGUUUUAUAACAAUGCUAGGACAUUGAUUCAGGUUAUAAGUGAAAAUAUGACUUUUGUUAAACAUAGCACUGGUAACAAGCUGUCAAGGUUUCGUUUGAAUCGAAAGGAAUUUAAGAACCUGACAGUGGCUUCAAACGAAACAACGGUUUUAGUUUCCGAAAAACCGAUUUUAGUUACUGGUUUUGCAAUGGGAUCCCAUACAUAUGAUUGUUACAUGACAGUCAUACCCGGUGUUAAUCAAUUUGUCGACUACUACAAGAUCACUAUACCUGAUGGAUACAAGGAAAACUUUAUUUCAGUGAUCCUUCCAAUAAAAUCCACGAAUUACCUGCGAAUAAACGGCAUCACUGCUGAUAACUUUACUCGAGUGUAUCAGAAUUAUGCACUCCUGAAGACAACGUUCAACAUUCGUACCUUUGAAGUUCAAAAGGGCACUUACAUUGUAACAACAACUGAUGAUUCAAAAUUUGCUCUAAUUGUCUAUGGUCAUCGCUCUAAUGAUGGCUACGGAUUUGCAGGCAACUUUGUUCUUCCUUAAACCUUCCUGACAAAUAUCUUAUUGCAAUUGC